GUGAUUACACGUGUUUCGGUACUCUUCGCUACGCUCCUCGGUGCCGUCGCUCCGCUCCGUAAAUCGAAAAUAUCCCCCGAUUUGUUGUGUAAAACCACCUCAGGUGAACCUCGGUCUCCCUCAAUAUUGCGAAAACUUACCGUUCAAUAGUUUUGGAAAUUUAAAGUUGCAGUGAUUACGCGUUUAUCGACACUUGUUGCUACGUUGGCCACGGUCAAAACAUACUUAGAGUUUGGCGAAAUAACUUACCUCGUGAACAGUAAGAUUUUUGCGAUGGCUGUAAAUUUAUUUGAUUUGUGAGAGUGGAGUUCCAUGGAUAAUGGACUCAGUUUAAUAAAUUAAUUAAUAGAGUUUCAAGUACUUUCUGUCUCACGUAAAUGCCCGAGGGGUCAUGAUAUGAAAAUGAUGAAAGACAGUAACGUUCUCGAUAAUUUUAAAUGGAUUUGUCGCGAAAAAAUUAGAGAGAAAAAACAAACCGCAGAACCUUGUAAUUACAGUGCAUCAUUACGUAAAAAUACUUUUCUACAAGUCAUAUUUAUCACUAUUGAAUAUUUGUGAAUUCGUAAAUUUAUGGUCGAUGAACUGUCCUUCCAUUGUCAUUCAAAAACAGCUUCGAUUGGCAAAUCAAACCGUGGUAGAUUGGAGUUCGUUCUGCAGGGAAGUGGUAUUCGACCAUAUGAUGAAAAAAAAAAAAAAAAAUUGAAAAACAUUGGAGAAGUCGUCGAAAUAGAUGAAUCUGAAUUUGGACGCCGUAAGUAUCACCGAGGACACCGGGUAGAAGGCCAGUGGGUUUUUGGCGAUUAUGAACGUGGAAGCGAAGAUUGCUUCCUAAUUCCAGUGGAAGACCGAAGCGCAGAAGCACUUGUCAGGAUAAUCGAAGAAUGGAUAACACCAGGCACAACGAUUAUUUCCAAUUGCUGGAAGGCAUAUAGCAGAUUGAAUGAAAAGGUUUAUAAUCAUUUCACGGUUAACCAUAGUGUUAAUUUUAAGGACCCAGAGACAGGUGCACACUCCAACACCAUCGAAAGCACUUGGCACCAUGCUAAAGUAACAUUACCGAAUUAUAAAAGAAAAAAAGAAUUCUACGGAAGGUACCUGGCAAUAUAUAUUUUCCUGAAAAAAUUUCGUAAUCAUGAACUAGACCCUACCGUACAAUUUUUUAAUACUGCUGGGUCAUUGUACAGCGUACAUAACAAUGUAGAAAAUGUUGAUGUAUAGGCUGAAGAACAACAGGCAGAUGACGAAAAUGGUGAAGAAGAGGAAAACUAUUGGUAAAUUCUUAAAAUGGCACCACUCAGAGAACCAUUAAGAACAUUAAGACAACAUAUUCCAAUAACUAACCUGCCAAUAUCGUGAUGAUCGGAUCAAUUCUUUAAGCAAAAAAAUGGUCAACAAAGGUGGUAUCUGACAUGCAGGACAAAACCAAAUAUGUUUA
Molecule: messenger RNA, 1435 nt
Organism: Sipha flava (yellow sugarcane aphid)
Lineage: Eukaryota; Metazoa; Arthropoda; Insecta; Hemiptera; Aphididae
Exons: 5
Coding region: 571-1218 (215 amino acids)
Source: RefSeq, a predicted model, not a curated record